This is a messenger RNA of Dissoconium aciculare CBS 342.82, 1621 nucleotides long. Its product is annotated as cytochrome P450 monooxygenase GliC2. The record is from RefSeq and is a predicted model, not a curated record. Gene Ontology annotation, molecular function: iron ion binding; oxidoreductase activity, acting on paired donors, with incorporation or reduction of molecular oxygen; monooxygenase activity. The transcript is spliced from 7 exons. Lineage: Eukaryota; Fungi; Ascomycota; Dothideomycetes; Mycosphaerellales; Dissoconiaceae. The coding region runs from base 1 to 1539 and encodes 512 amino acids.
AUGUUGACGAUUUCGUUCUUGGCACCACUUGCCCUGAUAGCAGUCUGUUCCUAUUUCAUUGCCCGUAAUUUCGGAGUUUGGCUCAUCGAGACAAUAACAUCAAAAGCACUAGAGCUCUUCCGUCCGGGCGUUCUAUCGACGGGAGAGCAGAUCUCUGGUCCCAAAUGGCAGUAUCCAAAUGGGACGGUCAUUGAACGGUUUCUCAAUGGACGAGAAAACUCGGAGAAAUGGCAAAAAUAUGGACCGGUAUACCGAGUUUGGUCUGGCCCACAUCCCGAGAUUGUGAUUACAACACCGGAAGACUUGAGACACUUCAGCUCCGACGCCAACGAUCAUCCGAAAACUCCAAAUGUGAAUCUUGGUUGGUUUGUCGGAGAGCUCCUUGGCCAGGCUCUGGGACUUUUAUAUGGAUCCGAUUGGAAGCGUCUCCGUAAGAUAUUUGAUCCUCCUUUCACACAUGCAUCCGCCAUGACGAGAAUCGGUAUUGUGGAGAAGACCGCCUGCAAAUACGUGGAGAAUCUACCCAGCAUCGCUUCCAGUAUUGUACAGCAGAGCGUGGAGGGAACUCUCAAAACCCCGUCAUUCGAUCUUCCCGUGCUGAAAACAUUCACCAAAUUUCCUUACUUUCUCACCGCCAGCGCUAUCUACGGGCCCAUGACCGACGAAGAAGAGCGCACGCUGUGGGCUGUCACCGAAAAGCGAAUUGCAUUGAACCAAUACUGGAUCGGCGGAGGUGUUUAUCGAUUCAAGACUACCGCGAGGCUGUAUGAUCCUCACGCCGUUCAGCAUCUCGAGAACUUCAACAAGGAAUGGCGUGAGUACAAUGCUCGCAUGAUGGAAGUGCGGCGGGAACGAGGUGAACGGACUCCAAUCGUUACUUAUUGGGAAGAAUACGAGUCAGGAAAUAUGACCAUGGUCGAGCUGCUUCAAACUCUCGAUGAGCUCCUUAUGCUCAACUUGGACGUCAUCACACAUGUUAUCACCUGGUUUAUCACCCUCGUUGCCGCACACGAAGUUGCGAAGGACACUUUACUCGAAGAAAUUGCUGCAAGCGAGAGCAGUCUUCAAGAGUACAUCGCCAAAACCGAUUCUCAUUUACACCGCUGUUUCGUCGAGUCAAUGCGUUUGCGGCCGUUUGGUAUUUUCACAAUCGGCGAAGCUUCUUCUGCUGUCAAAAACUUCCAUGGCGUCCUCGUGAAACCAAAUACUCAAAUUCUCGUCGACGUCCUCGCAAUCAACGUUCGCAACCCUUUCUGGGGUAGUCAUAGUGAGGUCUUUGACCCGAACAGGCUCAAGAAUAUCAAGCAAUCGGAUCUCCGAUACAACCUGCACUCGUUCGGGAUUGGUAGUCGCAAAUGUAUGGGCCAAUACGUCGCCGGGCACAUCGUUAAGUCGCUUGUCGUACAUUUAUUCAAGCAGUAUGAGGUUCAUCUGCUGGAAGAGAAUGAGUCGAAGGGUAAUCCGGAUACUGAUAAGAACAGCUGGACGCCCAAGUCCGAGGCUAUGUUGCGGUUGACGGCAAGGAAAAACGCUCCUUGACUCUUGACACUGUUCGGACAUUCCAUCGGUUUGUUCACGUGAUGCUCCAGAAUACCCAUAUGGCAAAUUCAAAUGUAUUCGC